AUGGAUUCCAAAACUGCAAGAGAGGAAUUCUAUGAGCUUUUGAGCCAGUAUGUCUGGGAAACCCUCAGCAACAUUGACGUUGUUCAGGAAUUCUGCAGCGAACAGCAAAAAUGGUUCCUUCAGAGGAAGAAAGAGCGAGACAUGAUGCGAGACAUCAAGGAGCAGCUGGAUAAAAUUGAUUUAAAGUUUGACCAUGUGAAGAAGGCUGAGAAAAAGGGCAAGGCUUUCAGGGAGUAUGUGUGGAGCAGACUGACUCAGGUAACAGCACACUCCAGGCGCAAGGCCCUGGAAAAGAAGCUGGGAACUGUUCUGGAGCAAACUCUGGAGGGGCUGAAGAAACUCCACCCCUUUCUGGAUGCGGUGGAGAUCCUAGCAGUGACAUCACUGUUUGUGUUUACCGAAGACAGUUUCCUUCCAAAGGGGGUGAGUGCUGCUGACGUGCGAUCAGUGAUCUCAGCAGCCCGAGUGGCCUCUCCACUCCUCAUCCACUUUAAGAGGGACCCAGCUGCCCUCCUUUCAAUUUUCCUCAGUAAUAUGGAGGUCCUCGCUUUUCAUCUGGACAAAUACAUAAGCAUCUCACAACAGCUUUGUGAGACAAUGGAGAAAAGAGCAAAGACCAUAUUAUAUUCUGAAAGCAGACACAGCCGGAAGAAUGGUCACCCUGAACUGAAAAUCAAUUUGGAAAUGAGUGAUGAAUCUAUUCAGAAAAUGGUAGACCAUUUAAAACAACUGAACCAAAUCAGGAUGGAUCAAGACCUCCGGAUAACUCUCUUGUUUCAGGGGAAGGCUCAGAACUUCACUGAUCUCUUUAACGAGUGCCAUGACACAAUGCUGAAGUGCUUAUCUGAACUUGAGGAAAGCGCUGAGAAGUUGGACAAGAUGAAGAAAAGGGCCAGCAUCUCUCGCGUAACAGGAGGUUCAGUUGGUGUGGCUGGUGGAAUCUUGACCAUUGUUGGGUUAGCACUUACCCCUGUCACUGCAGGGGUAUCUUUAGCCCUUACUCUAACAGGUGUUAGCUUAGGGGUUACGAGUGGUGUCAACAGUGUGGUCACUGGCAUCACUGAGCUGGCAGUUAACAGUCGACAUGGGAAAAAUGCCAAUGCUGUCUCCCAGAAAUACAUGGAAGAUGUUUGGACGCUUCAGGACUUUCUGGAGCAGGUGGCCAACGGUGAAGGUCCUGCAGUGGAGUCAGAUCUGGUUAAUGUUGUGUUGGGAGCAGGGAAAGUGGCUGCUAGAGCAGGGGCAGUGGCCAAAGGUGUCGAUAGCAUAGUGGAUGCUGCCUCAGCAGUCAACGUUCUCAUAUCUGAGCAAGUUAUUCAGAAUGUCGCUAAAACUGGGCUCCAGGAGGAUAAAGCAACAAGAAACAUCCCCGAUUUGGCGGCCGACCUGCCUGAUAUUGCCAUGUCCACACCAGUCAGAUCUGGUUUAAUCACAUUUAAUGCCCUCUUCUUUGGUCUUGAUGUCCUCUUUAUCUGCAAAGAUACCGUCAGCUUAGCGAAAGGAAGUAAGAGUGAAAUUUCUGAGCUUAUUCACUCCAGGGUGGCACUGUUGCGCUCUGAGCUAGAGUCUUGGAAGAAAGUCAACGACUCUCUGUGCAGAGGGAUAUGGGGGUUCAGGAAGAGUCAGCGGAUCCUCGAGGAGAAAUUUCAUCCAUAG
Messenger RNA from Chanos chanos (milkfish), 1656 nucleotides. Its product is annotated as apolipoprotein L4-like. Gene Ontology annotation, molecular function: lipid binding. Gene Ontology annotation, biological process: lipid transport; lipoprotein metabolic process. Gene Ontology annotation, cellular component: extracellular region; membrane. Lineage: Eukaryota; Metazoa; Chordata; Actinopteri; Gonorynchiformes; Chanidae. The record is from RefSeq and is a predicted model, not a curated record. The transcript is spliced from 5 exons. Bases 1 to 1656 code for a protein of 551 amino acids.